GCGUGCGCGGUGCGCGGGCCCUGGAGGGCGGAGUCCGGGCGGGCGCCGGCCGAGGGAGGGGGCGCGGCGGCUUUGGAGUCCGGCGCUCCCUCAGGCCGCGGACGCGAUGCUGGUUGCUGCGGCUCGGGCGGCGGGGCUGGCGGGGAUGUGACGGGCGGCCCUUCGUCUCACCUUCCGUCCUCGGGCCCGCAGGUCGCAGGGCGGCCUGCAGCUGGGCCGCGGCCGAGGAGGCAGCGCGACCUCCGCACGAUUCUUUCAACUUUUAAGAACAAAUGCACCUUAUAGCUCAUGGAAGAAAAAACACAAAUCAAGACAUUUUUGGGUUCCAAGUUGCCAAAGUAUGGAACAAAAUCUGUAAGAAGUACAUUGCAGCCAAUGCCAAAUGGGACACCUGUUAAUUUAUUAGGAACUUCCAAGAAUAGUAAUGUCAAAAGUUACAUCAAAAAUAAUGGCUCUGAUUGUCCAUCAUCUCAUUCAUUUAAUUGGAGGAAAGCAAAUAAAUAUCAGCUUUGUGCACAAGGUGCCGAAGAGCCUAACAAUACUCAAAAUUCACAUGAUAAAAUAAUUGAUCCUGAAAAACGUGUUCCUACUCAAGGAAUGUUUGAUAAAAAUGGGAUAAAGGGAGGUUUGAAAAGUGUUUCUUUAUUCACAUCAAAGUUAGCAAAGCCAUCCACUAUGUUUGUGUCAUCUACAGAGGAGUUAAACCAAAAGUCUUUUUCUGGACCAUCUAAUUUGGGUAAAUUCACCAAAGGCACAUUAUUAGGAAGGACUUCAUAUUCUUCGGUCAAUACUCCAAAAUCACAGUUGAAUGGAUUUUAUGGAAACAGAUCAGCUGGUAGCAUGCAAAGGCCUAGAGCGAACUCCUGUGCCACCAGAAGCAGUUCUGGAGAAAGCUUAGCUCAAUCCCCAGACAGUAGUAAAUCUAUUAAUUGUGAAAAAAUGGUAAGGUCACAAAGUUUUUCACAUUCCAUUCAGAAUUCAUUCCUUCCACCUUCAUCUAUAACCAGAUCACAUUCCUUUAAUAGAGCUGUGGAUCUUACAAAGCCUUAUCAGAACCAACAGCUAUCCAUUAGAGUGCCUCUACGGUCAAGUAUGCUAACAAGAAAUUCCCGGCAGCCAGAAGUACUCAAUGGGAAUGAACAUUUGGGGUAUGGAUUUAAUAGGCCUUAUGCUGCUGGUGGAAAGAAGUUGGCUUUAUCAAAUGGCCCAGGUGUAACUUCUACUUUAGGUUAUAGAAUGGUUCAUCCCUCUCUACUGAAAUCUAGCCGAUCUCCAUUUUCUGGGACUAUGACAGUUGAUGGAAAUAAAAAUUCACCUGCUGACACAUGUGUCGAGGAAGAUGCUACAGUUUUGGCUAAGGACAGAGCUGCUAAUAAGGACCAAGAACUGAUUGAAAAUGAAAGUUAUAGAACAAAAAACAACCAGACCAUGAAACAUGAUGCUAAAAUGAGAUACCUGAGUGAUGAUGUGGAUGACAUUUCCUUGUCGUCUUUGUCAUCUUCUGAUAAGAAUGAUUUAAGUGAAGACUUUAGUGAUGAUUUUAUAGAUAUAGAAGACUCCAACAGAACUAGAAUAACUCCAGAGGAAAUGUCUCUCAAAGAAGAGAAACAUGAAAAUGGGCCACCACAGGAUAUGUUUGAUUCCCCCAAGGAAAAUGAAAAAGCCUUCAGUAAAACUGAUGAAUGGAUAGAUAUAAGUGUCUCUGACAGGAGUGAAUGUACAAAACAUGCUUCUGGGAAUAAUUUGGUUUCACCAGAUACAGACUACAGAGCUGGUUCUUCGUUUGAACUCUCUCCAUCUGAUAGCUCUGAUGGAACAUACAUGUGGGAUGAAGAAGGCUUGGAACCCAUUGGAAAUGUCCAUCCAGUUGGGAGCUAUGAGUCCUCUGAAAUGAACAGCAUAGAUAUUUUGAAUAAUCUUGAAUCAUGUGACCUUGAGGAUGAUGAUCUUAUGCUUGAUGUGGAUCUGCCUGAGGAUGCACCUCUUGAAAAUGUGGAGUGUGACAAUAUGAACCGCUUUGACCGACCAGACAGAAAUGUUCGGCAGCCUCAGGAAGGUUUUUGGAAAAGGCCACCCCAGAGGUGGAGUGGACAGGAGCAUUACCACCUCAGCCACCCUGACCACUAUCAUCACCAUGGAAAAAGUGACUUGAGCAGAGGCUCUCCCUAUAGAGAAUCUCCUUUGGGUCAUUUUGAAAGCUAUGGAGGGAUGCCCUUUUUCCAGGCUCAGAAGAUGUUUGUUGAUGUACCAGAAAAUACAGUGAUACUGGAUGAGAUGACCCUUCGGCACAUGGUUCAGGAUUGCACUGCUGUAAAAACUCAGUUACUCAAACUGAAACGUCUCCUGCAUCAGCAUGAUGGAAGUGGUUCAUUGCAUGAUAUUCAACUGUCAUUGCCAUCCAGUCCAGAACCAGAAGAUGGUGAUAAAGUAUAUAAGAAUGAAGAUUUAUUAAAUGAAAUAAAACAACUUAAAGAGGAAAUAAAGAAAAAAGAUGAAAAGAUCCAACUAUUAGAACUUCAGCUUGCAACUCAGCAUAUCUGCCACCAAAAAUGUAAAGAGGAAAAAUGCACUUAUGCUGAUAAAUAUACCCAAACACCCUGGAGACGAAUUCCUGGUGGGUAUUCUGCUCCCUCCUUCUCUCCUUGGCAGGGCUCCUUCCAGGGGAUCCCACGGACUGUUCCACCGCACCGCAGACAGAGUGAGUCUGUGUCUCUCACUCCUAUCCUGCUCUGGCUUCCCCUUCAUGGAGUUGAGAAGUUAGUCCAUUACUUCUCUGACAAAGCGUGCCUCAAGUACUACAGCCUUCCAGCAGCCUUCCCAGACCCACAGACCACACCCAGGGAAAACUAAUAAAGCCACAGCGUAUCGAGGCCCGCAGUGAAUGCGCAAUCCAAGACAUGCAUCAGGGUGGUGCACAUCCGGAAGAAAGCUUUACACACGUCUUGCACCAAGAAAGCAACUAUGGUUUGGAAGAGCAGCCUUUUUCAUCAGGCCCACAAUUAACAAUGGAUGUGGCUAAGAGUACACCUUCUGAAGCAAACUUAAACAUUACUGUAAAUGCUCAAGAGCCUUAUCAUUUGGCAAACAAUCAAAUUAGUGACAUGCAGUUUAUACCCACUUCUCUUCAGACACCUCCCGAGUCAAGUACAGUAGACCAGGCUAAGAGAGUUGGAAGAAAUCAGUCUCUGCCAGUGGGUUAUAUGUCUCAGCCCAAGUCCUUGCAGCUUUUAAAGCCAUCCAUAUUGAGUUCUUUGGUACCGCCUCCAGUUUCUGAAUCAUCUCCAAGUAGGACUCCCACUUGUAAAAAGUCACCAAUAAUCACAACAUGUAAUUCAGCAAAACUUCAGCCAACAUCUAGUCAAACAAAUCUUGCAAAUAAUCAGAAUCUGAAAGCAUCUAAGCUCCGCCCCCCCUCAGGCUCUUUCAAACAAAAACAAACAAACAGCCCCCAACUAGAGCCUCAAAGCUUCCAGGCCAAGACAAGCAUCCCAAGGCCACUAACACAACGAAAGGAAAUCAUGCAGAAUCCAAAUGGCAAUUUGCAUUCUGGGGAUUGUUUGGCCUCUAAUCGAUAUUCUCGUCUUCCUAAACCAAAGAUACAUUAAGUACAUAGCCAUCACCUGCCAAUUUGUUUCUUAAAAACAAUCUCUUCUGUAAUAGCUUUAUGUGCAGCUUGCAGCUUGCUACUGUGGUGGAGGUUCCAUUGAAAGCCUGCAAAUCUUAAAUUAAAAUGUGGAAGCUUCUACUAGUUUGGCUCCUUCAUUUUAUAUCCUGGUUGAAGUACAUGCCAUUUGAGCAUAAUUAUCUCAGGUAAACACGAAAGUUUGCUUACCCAUUUCAGAGGCCUGCCAAAGGCCCAAAUCAUGUUAUCCAUCCCUCUCCACGUCAGAAAAUUCAUAAUAUUUUACUGAGCAGGCAAGAAGUGUGCUUUGCUGGUUUAGUCCUGUUAAGGUCUGUAUUUAUUGUGGUUGUCAGAACCUCACCCCUUUUCACUUGUCUCUCCUGUGAAUAUGGCUACUAUUUUAACUAAAGAUAUGGUGAUAAUGGAAGAUGGUAGUCUGUAAGCAGAGUUCUGGCCAGUGUUUUGUAUAUUUAAAAGGUCUAUGCAAAGCUUUGUGAUGAAUAAAGGAGAUUAGGCUUUUAA
Molecule: messenger RNA, 4144 nt
Organism: Pan troglodytes (chimpanzee)
Lineage: Eukaryota; Metazoa; Chordata; Mammalia; Primates; Hominidae
Gene: CCSER2
Product: coiled-coil serine rich protein 2
Exons: 12
Coding region: 289-2850 (853 amino acids)
Biological process (GO): microtubule bundle formation
Cellular component (GO): microtubule cytoskeleton
Molecular function (GO): microtubule binding
Source: RefSeq, a predicted model, not a curated record